This is a messenger RNA of Conger conger (European conger), 3101 nucleotides long. It is a transcript of the gene ccser1, whose product is annotated as coiled-coil serine-rich protein 1. The coding region runs from base 219 to 3101 and encodes 960 amino acids. The record is from RefSeq and is a predicted model, not a curated record. NCBI's taxonomy places the organism in Eukaryota, Metazoa, Chordata, Actinopteri, Anguilliformes, Congridae. The transcript has 14 exons.
GUGCGAGGGGGCACUGAACGUGCAUUACAGCUAAAUCCUGAAAUACUGCCAUUUCUUGUAUUCACAAACGAGCCCAUCAUGGAUUACAUUCUAAUUUGUAAUUGGACUUUGGAAUAUCGAUAUAUUUGAAGCGACUCUCGCAUCAGCUCCCAGAUCCAAGAUAAAGAUUUUUUGGAAUUCUGUUAAAGGCUGUAGACCGCUGCGACCUCCAUGCUCUGAUGGGUGAAUCGGGAUCGCGCCGCUCCACCCUGGUCUCCCGGCUGCCCAUAUUCCGGCGGAGCGCGGGCAAGCGGCAGGACUCCCUGCCCUCGUCCCCGUCGUCGGGCGGCGUGGGCAAUGGCGUCCACACCUCCUCCCCCUCCAGCACCAACUCCAGCUCCAGCAGCACGGGCAAGCGGCGGAGCCUGUUCCGCACGCCCUCCAUCAGCUUCCACACCAAGCGGCACAGCGAGCCGCCGCGCCCCGAGGCCCCGCUGCUGGGCAACGGCGGGCAGGCGCCGGACGCCGCCUUCCAGAGGGCCGAUGACUCCGGCCGGGGCAAGACCCGCCACUCGUUCGGGUUCGGCGGGCACCGGCACAAGAAGAUCUCCAGGUCCCAGACGGAGGACUUCGAGAAGGCCCCGAGCAACCGCAGCGUCUUCAUCAACUGCAUCAGCUCGGCGACCAACGAGGCCGACGACUCGGGCUUCCUGGACGACUACAGCGGGAGCCGGAGGUCCUCCAAGCACCGGAAGCAGCUGCUGCCCAAAUCCUUCUCCUCGCACCACCGCUUCUCCAAGCACGCCCCGGCGGAGGCGGCCCGGCCGCAGGACGGCCCAGCGGGGGAGCCUCCCAAACCGGGCACCCCGGGCUCCUGCCCCGGCGAGCUGGGCGAGAGCUCCCUGCAGUCGCCCAUGUUCUCGGAGGACCGGACCACGGCCGUCACCCCGUCCGAGUUCGUCCCCGCCACGGAGGACUCCGUCUCGGAGGUGGACCCCCUCCCCGCGCUCACCCCGCCCGCCCCCUCCGACCCCGCCGCCCCCGACCCGGCCCCCCGCCCCCCGUUCCCGCCCUUGGCCCCCCCCACGGACGACCCGCCUCCCGGAGAGGCGGAGCCUCCUCCCGACCCCGCCCCCCCCAGCGCGGAGCCGCCCGCGCCCCCACAGGGGGAGGAGCCCCGCUCGCCGGCCGAGGGGGGCGCGCUAAACGGGGGGCUUCCGGAAACGAGCGGUUCGGACCCGGACGACAGGCCCGGGGAGCGGGCGGGGCGGCGGCCCCGGAACACGGUGGUCAUUCAGGAGCCUGGGAGAGGGGCGGGCUGCGUCAAACCUGAGGCCAGGCCCACGCACCUGAGGAAGCCGCACGCAGGCUCUGUGUGCAGCAGUGUCAGCCCGUACCGUGAGGCCGUGCGGAUGGAGAGGAGGCUCCGCUCGGCGUCGGAGGGGGCCGGGGGCCCGCGCCUCCACCUCAACCUCAAGGACCCGCACUACUCCGAGGGCCUGGCCCUGCUCAAGCAGAGGGCCGGCUCGUCCUCCUCCAAGCUCGGCAGCCUGGAUGUCCUGAACAACCUGGGGUCCUCAGAGUUGGACGAGGACGACCUGAUGCUGGACAUGGAUCUCUCUGACGACCAGAGUGUGCAUUCAUCUGUGUUUUCCAGAGAAGAUUCCAGUCAGUCCCUCGCUUCCUGCUUGGCCCUCCUGCACUCUCCCAUAGAACCGUCUUCUGACAAAGUCUUUGGCAAAGACCCCCGUGGAAUGGAGUCCUCCCUCAGAAAUGCAGCCUCAAACUUGCUACUAGGAACCACCACCAUGCUUCACUGUCGUCUGCAGAUACUCAUUCUUGCACCGCUCUCCAGCCCUUCGGCGAACAAACUGCCUUCUGCUACAGCCAAAGAUUUCAAAUUUUGUCCUUGGCUGACCACUGCAUCUACGAUCCUCAACGUUCCCCGUUUCUUUGUGCUUCUUCAGCAGAGCUUGGACAGCACAUCUGGAAACCCCGAGGCCGCCAGUAUUUCAUCGACCUCCACCGUAGGCCUAAUCGGCAGACGGAGACUAUUAACGGCGGCGUUCGAUGAUGCAGCGGACGCGGCCGGCCGUUCUCCGAAACCGCCCAGUGGCAUUCGCACUCCGGGGAGGCGCGCCCCGUGCCCCGGCCCGCCCCACGCCAUCGUCAACGGCCGGCACGUCGAGAGACGCGUCGGAGAGCGCGACAAAAGAGACCGGCCUCGACCUGGAAUCAGGGACGGACCCCCCAGGGAGACGAGGCCCGCCUCCCUGCUGCCGGCCGAUUGGUGCUUCCCGCGGGAGGAGGAGCUGGCUGGGCUGGACGGACUCCCGUUCCGGCUGAUGAUGCAGGACUGCACGGCCGUCAAGACCCUGCUGCUGAGGCUCAGGAGGACCCUGCAGGAGAGCACGGACACAAGCCCCGCCAGCAGCCUCCACUCUCUUCCCAUCAGCCCCUGCAGUGAAAAGUCACUCCCCUUUAAGGAUCCUGGGAGAGAUGAGAGCCAGUCCCUCUUCCUGCUGCUGAAGGACAAGGACGAGCUGAUCGUGAGACUGCAGAGCGAGCUGGACAAAGCCAAUUCAGCUCAGAGUCCCUCUGGUCAGAAAGUUGACAAGUCCACGCAGACGGAACUUGGAGCCCCAGAGGCUGCUCACCCAAGCAGAGUCGCAGGCCUAAACAGCAGCACAAGGGACCGAAGGCUGGUGCGCUCGCUCGCCGACCAGCACAUCCGCCCGCUGGCCUGCCAGGACCGGAGCCGCCCCGCCCUGGGGGAGGCCCCGCGGAGGCCCGGGGCGGAGCCGGCGUCCGCGUCGCCGCGGGAGAGCCGAAAAGCGGACGGGCCGCCCGCCAGCCAGAUCCCGCGCGCGGCCUGCGGCAGCACCGCCAGCCUGCCGGCCCGGGGCUCCCCCUCCCGCAGCCUGUCCUCGGACAGCGAGCGCGGGCCCCGCAGUGAGCGCGCCGGCCCCCCGCCCCGCCAGGCCCCGCCCGCCUUCGCCGGCCGCCUGGGCCAGCCCCCCCGCGGGCCCCUCUCCCUGCACAUGUACAGCCGCAAGAACGUCUUCCUGCAGCACUCGCUCCACACCGCCGAGCUGCAGGCCCUGGCCCAACACGACGGCUGA